Molecule: messenger RNA, 1396 nt
Organism: Limulus polyphemus (Atlantic horseshoe crab)
Lineage: Eukaryota; Metazoa; Arthropoda; Merostomata; Xiphosura; Limulidae
Exons: 3
Coding region: 155-1396 (413 amino acids)
Source: RefSeq, a predicted model, not a curated record
GAUCGUCAGAUUUAAAACUCUCGGCUUAGAAACAGUUUGAUGAUUUAACUGCAUCCUUGCCAAGAAGCUCAUAACGUUAGCUGAUAGAAGAUUCUAAACUUACUAUUGAGAACUGCAACUACAUAAGUUUAGACUUACAAGGAACAUCUAAAGGAUGAUUUGGUUACGUUUGAGCCUCAUGAUGUCAGGACAUUUCUUAACACUAACGACUGGUUUAAUCACAAUCAACUCCCAGUUAUUCUGUUUGAAUCCUGAAGUUCAACAAGAUCAAAUUCUUUCUUCAGUCGGUGUUCUUGAAAGUUUUCCUGUUAAGUCUUUGGCAGAGUGUGCUUUCUGGUGCCUUCAGCAUCAACAGGAAUGUAUAGCUUUCACUACUCAACAUUCUGGAACUGGCGCAUCAGACACACAAGAAUGUCAGUUGGGAAAGAAGAAACAGAUCACUGAAAGUGAUAUAACAUUUGACAAAUCUUUCAAGUACUACGAGAUUUGUUCGCUAGAUUCGAUUCCCAGUUAUAUGAUGGUUACAUCAGGAAGUGGUUCGAUCCCAAGCGGAGCUUCGAGAACAACCCAACUGCUCUCAACUACUCGGAUAGAUACUUCAUCAGGGAGUCCUACAACGACAGUAACAUACUCGUUAACAAAAAAGUCCUCAACAUCCUCGGCAACAGUAGAGUCCUCAACAUCCCCUGCAACAACAACAACGGUACAUUUUGUGACAUCAACAGAAUAUGCAGCAGCAGCAACCACACAAAAAGUGGCAUAUGAUCAACUGAAGGGAGUAGAUGCAGCUGCAACAAUGUACAUGAAGGUUCCACAAGAACAAUCGGAGUGGACAGUAACACACCUUCUUUUUUAUACAAAUAAAAUAUAUGCCUAUAGAAACUCGACCUUCAAUGACCAACCGUAUAUUUUAAGCUGGAUUGACAUAGCACCUACAGUUACACCCGAACCAUCAGGCGUGAAAGCUAUUAUCACUUCGGGAAAUAAUUAUCAUAUGUCUGUUUUAACGAAUGAUGAUAAAAUCAUUAAGCUUGGAUCAAAAUAUGAAGGUGGAUUUCAGGACGACAGUUUUUAUGGAACUGUUCCUUCUUCUCAAUGUCUCCUAACAUCUGACGUGCAGGCAUCCAUUGAUCACGAUGAUGACUUGAACACUUGCAUCUAUAUAAAACAAGACGCAGAAAACCAAAUGGUGUACGCUAGGGGAUACAAUGUGGAUCCGCUAUCCCAAGUUGUCCAGGAAAUAAUCAAUAAUAAUCCAGGUUCUCCAGUCACAGCAUCUAUCACUAUAGGACCGAUAUAUAAUAUUGGACAAAUUCUGCUUUUCAUGGGAACGAGGUACAUCGCGUUAGUGAAGUCUGAACAAACAUGGAUUAAAGCAGGCGAAAAUCAUGUAUAA